UCGCAAAUAUAACCCGCACCGAAUAUACGCGGCGCGGCCAAGCUGCCGUGCGCGACCCAAACCCUCCUCUUGCCUCCCACGCCACCGCCGCCGCCGCCGGAUCACGCGAUGGCCGACCCGCGGCUGUACCCUACGGGGUCCGGGUCCGACGACCGCCGCGACGCCGCCUACCCCGGCUCCGAGCGCCGCCUCUACAACCCGUACCAGGACCUCAACCUCCCCUACCGGCAGCUCUACGACCUUCCCACCUCCCCGGAGUUCCUCUUCCAGGAGGAGGCCGUCGCGCAGCGCCGGUCCUGGGGCGAGAACCUCACCUACUACACGGGCGUCGGCUACCUCGGCGGCGCCGUGGCCGGGGCCGCGAUGGGGCUCCGCGACGCCGCCCGCGGCGCCGAGCCCGGGGAGCCCGCCAAGAUCCGGGCCAACCGCGUCCUCAACUCCUGCGGCAGCUCGGGGCGCCGCGUCGGCAACACGCUCGGGGUCAUCGGCCUCAUGUACGCUGGGAUCGAGAGCGCCAUGGUCGCCGCGCGAGACCGCGACGACUGGAUCAACAGCGUCACGGCCGGGCUCGGCACCGGCGCGCUCUUCCGCGCCGCUAACGGGCCGCGCUCGGCGGUCGUCGCCGGGGCCGUCGGUGGGGUUCUUGCUGGCGCCGCCGCGGCUGCCAAGCAGGUUGGGAAGAGAUACGUCCCUGCCCUCUGAAUCUGAUUCCGGUACUUCCCCCUGCCUUGCCGUGAUCAAAGUCAAAAUCAAUUCGUCGCGUGGAUGUCAUUUCUUCGUUUUCGUUAAUUAUUUGGGAAGAGUCUCUUCUCAACAUUCCUAUAUAUUGUUGACAGCCAUAUGCUGGUACUAUAUAUGUCAAUGAUCUGGUCUCAUCAGAUCACAAAAUUUUUGGUCUGCCUUGCAAUGUAACAUUAGCUGCUAGCUGGUAUCGACACAAUAAUACUGCUUAUUGCAUUAUGCUGGAGAACCCAUGACAUUGUGAAAUGUAAUUUUGAGUGUAGUGUAGUUUUGCUACAUUGUCGCUGUUUUCCUAUCUCUAAAGAUGGAAUUCUUCGCCAGCCUGGCAUGUUUUGAUCUGUCAGUGAAUUGUUUUAGAAGACAAAUCUUGUA
This is a messenger RNA of Sorghum bicolor (sorghum), 1113 nucleotides long. Its product is annotated as mitochondrial import inner membrane translocase subunit TIM23-2. The record is from RefSeq and is a predicted model, not a curated record. The transcript has a single exon. The coding region runs from base 109 to 702 and encodes 197 amino acids. Lineage: Eukaryota; Viridiplantae; Streptophyta; Magnoliopsida; Poales; Poaceae. Gene Ontology annotation, biological process: protein import into mitochondrial matrix. Gene Ontology annotation, cellular component: mitochondrial inner membrane; TIM23 mitochondrial import inner membrane translocase complex. Gene Ontology annotation, molecular function: transmembrane protein transporter activity.